Messenger RNA from Aplosporella prunicola CBS 121167, 594 nucleotides. RefSeq lists its product as uncharacterized. The transcript is spliced from 5 exons. Gene Ontology annotation, cellular component: Golgi apparatus; membrane. Gene Ontology annotation, biological process: endoplasmic reticulum to Golgi vesicle-mediated transport. Gene Ontology annotation, molecular function: SNAP receptor activity. The coding region runs from base 1 to 594 and encodes 197 amino acids. Lineage: Eukaryota; Fungi; Ascomycota; Dothideomycetes; Botryosphaeriales; Aplosporellaceae. The record is from RefSeq and is a predicted model, not a curated record.
AUGAAGAUUCUCUACAUCGGCAUUCUCAAGAAUGAGCAGAAGCCAGCUGUCGAGCUUUGCUCGGAGCGCGAGCUGAGCACCUACUCCCGCUUCACCCGCACCAGCGUCGGCGAGUUCAUGACCCUGUUCAGCAAAACGGUUGCCGAGAGGACGAGACCAGGAGAGCGUCAGGACGUGGAAGAGCAGUCCUACACAUUUCACGCCUACGGCCGCACCGAGGGAAUCGCCGGCAUCAUCAUCACGGACCACGAAUACCCCGCAUUGGUAGCUCACCAGCUGCUAUCCAAGGUCGUCGACGAGUUCCUUAACAAAUACCCCCGCAAUGUUUUCACUGUUUCCGAUCAGGAAUGUCCCAUGCCCGAGCUGAAGGAAUAUAUCGUCAAGUACCAGGACCCGCAGCAGGCGGAUAGCAUCAUGAAGAUUCAAAAGGAGCUGGACGAGACGAAGAUCGUGCUACACAAGACUAUUGAGAGUGUGUUGGAGCGUGGAGAGAAGAUCGACAGCUUGGUAGCCAAGAGCGACGGCCUGAGCGCUCAAAGCAAGAUGUUCUACACGCAGGCAAAGAAGCAGAAUUCCUGCUGCGUGGUCAUGUAA